CACUGUUUUCUGUGUAGAUUUUCUGAGAAACCGUUGAAAACUUUGCCUAAACAUGCUAAAUCAGAAUGAGUAGGUCCAGCAUGUCCAUCAUCGAACAGCUGAGUGAUAGCGGAUUGUCAUGCAUGAUUGAUUUCCGUAACGAAGGACGCUUGUCACGCUAGAUAGCGCUACAAAAUUGGUUGUCUAUUUGAACGAUACUCCAUGUAUGGCUGUUUGGUGUCUGCCAUGUCAGCCACUCUGCCAUAUUUGUAAAUGGCAACAAUGUUUGAAUCUCAGCCAAAAUGCCCUGUUAGAGUAUUUCAUCACACUUUAAUGUUGGCUUAAAGCUUUCAAUCAGUGUGGAAUAUCAUCAGUCAUGAUGGGAUCUAAUAGAGCAUCGGGGAACACCCUGGUUGCAUUUGAAGAUGAUCUCAAUUCCAUUGUUAAAGAGUAUUUAGAGUUCUGCAGCUUCAAGACGACAUUGAAAUCAUUUGAGUCAGAAGCCAGAGAGAGAGGUAAACAUUUGAAACCUCUUCCCAAGAGACCAUGGGAUAUGAAGAAGAAGGACUUACAGUCCAACUUGCUGUCGCUUUUUAAAGCUGGUUCCCGUAAGGAGUUCUUCCAACUCUGGGAUGAGAACAUUCCUGAGAGUGUAAAGGCCAAUGACCCUGUCUGCAAGAAGCUAGAGUUUUAUCUUAGUAUCUACUUUGCAAUCUACCCCAUCAAAUACCAACUCACCACAGGCAAAAAGAGCAAGAUCAAAGUGGAGGACUCCAUGUUAGCUUUCAAGACCUUCUUGGAAUCGCGUGGAGCUGUGCUGAGCCAAACCACAGAAUUUCUACCGUUCUAUGCCCUUCCAUUUGUUCCAGACCCAACUAAGCACCCUUCCUACAAGGAACUGUUUCAAGACUCCUGGGUGCCAGACUUACAGAUUCGUCUGGAGAAAUUUUUGAUGUUGACAUUGCCAGCCCAUCCGCAGCCUAGGCUGUUUGAGAUCUAUCAAGACCUAAAUAACAAAAAUGCGGAACAAAUGAACCAAAUACAGCAGAACUUGGUGGAGGCAGAGAAGCGAUGUAUGACUUACAUCAAACGCUACAACAAGUUGCAGGCGGAUUACCACAAUUUGAUAGGAAUUACUGCAGAGCUUGUCGACUCUUUAGAAAGCUGUAUCAAUGGUGAUCCGGUCACACCUGAAUAUUUACAGACGGUUUGCCAGAGAUUGUUCUCCAAUCAACUUCGUGAAUCUGUGGAUGUCAACAGACCAUCCACCGCUGGAGAAAUGUUCCGUGCCUCAUUUGCACCUCCAAGUCCAAUUCCUGAGGAAAGAAGUAAGGAGGAUGUACCAUUGUUACCAUCACUAGACUACGAGAGAGUGAAAAAUGAUAUGAUCAAUGCUCCAUCUAGACAACGAGAACUAUUGCUACAAGCUCUAAGAUGGCGUUUGACACGGAGUGAACCUGGUGAGCAGAGAGAUACAGUACUAGCCGCCUACAUCCAGCAUGACUUGUUAGGAUGUGCCGAGGACACUGACCAUAGGGAUGCUGUAAUGGAUUCACUGAAGUCUGGUGAUGAGGUGACACAGCAGUAUAUGGCUAGACUCUUCAAUGCAUUUGCUUCGCUCUCAUCAGGGAGGAACUAUCUUGGGAAGAAUGAGAAUCUUGUAUCUAUCCUUCAGAUGGCCUUGCAAUCAGAAGACAAGGAUCCUAUCACCAGAGAGAAUGUACUAGGUGCAUUGCAGAAACUCAGCCUCAAACGUCAUCUACAAACAUCAAUGAUUAAUGCAGGAAUUAUCAAAUGGUUGAUUAGUGUGCUAGAGGAUAGUGACUCCUUGUCUGAUUAUACCCUGGAGUAUUCUGUGGCUCUUUUGAUGAACCUGUGUCUCAGAACAGCGGGAAAGACGAAAUGCAUCAGCGAUAAAGCCAACAUACUGAAGGUUCUGAGUGACUUGUUGGGUCACGAGGAUCAAGAGAUCCGUCCUUAUGUUAAUGGAACCCUGUAUAGCAUCCUUUCUGUGCAAGAAAUAAGAGAAGAAGCAAAGGCAAUGGGGAUGGAGGAGACUUUGAAAUGUUUCAUCAAAGAGGAUACACCUGAGAUGAACCGACAGAUUCACUUCAUUAUCAAACAACUAAACACAGAUGUCGUUACCGAAGAUGUUGAAUCAGACGAUGAAGAAGAGGAAGAGGAAGGAGAAGAGGAUCAAGACCAAGAUGCAAUGGAAGCAGACUUGGACAAAGCAGAAGCCAUUAAAGCCAAGCCAGGAGAAUUAGCAGGAGAGAAACUGCUCAGUACAGAGUACCUAGGGAUGCUGACCAAUGCUCAAUAUCUUUGCCUCUCUGAGGACAAGGGUGCUGCAAUGGAUGAGAAGCCAUUUUCAAGACCAGAAUCAGAACGCCAGUCUGCGACAACCUCAGUGCAACGGUCAGCUGCCUCAGAGCGACACUCAGCCGUCGAUGUCUCUGAUGGACAGAACAUUCCUGUAGCAGGCAGUAAAUCCAAUGAACAGGUUGUCAGACCACCAACUCGGAGUGGUAGUCAUAGCAGUCAACAUUCACAUCUAGCUGUCGCUGCAGCUGGAGACUCAAAUGAAUUGGAACUUGACAAAGGCAAGACAGUUUCAAGAGAAACUGUGGACAACAAAACAGUGCGAAAUCCAUCAACUAAACCAGUAAACAGUGCCAAUGGACCAAGUAGCGCAAAGUACAUGAGUGAGUAUGAGUUAGCCUUUGCCAGUCGACCCAAGAUUCCUCGUGAUUCCAUCUCUUCCAAGGGGCGACCUAGUAGUCGUGGAAUGACCCCUCCCCCUGCACCAAAGGCUUCUGGGUCUCCUCCCUUGAGUAGGCCAAACACAGGAGGCAGUAGACAAACCAAAACGGGUAGCAGAUCUGACGCUAGAAAUACAAGUCUUCCUCCGGUUGAGAAUGUGGAGUUGGAUUACCAAGCUCUGAAUAGACCUCGUAGCAGCGCUAGUGUUUUAUCAGUUAUGAGUUCAGUCUCUCUACACAUUGGUAGCGGUUCCUCUGACCAUCCAUCCAGGGAGCCGAGUGGAUUAGCAUCAGUGAAAAAUAUGUCAUCAUUGAAACAAACAGGCUCAGGACACUAUGGAUCAGGUUCGUCAAGAAGUAGAAAGAAAUGAGCUGAGGAAAAGCUGAGGAUGGAAUAAGCUUUUUCUUCUCCAAAAUCUGAGCAGUACUUAAUCAUGUUUCAGUAAGAGAGAUGCAUACCUAUGUGUGAUUUAUACAUGUGACAUACACUGGUGAAAAAAUAUCAGUAUUAUGUUAUUGACAAUAUAAAUGUCCAGUGAAUCACCUUCCGCAAUGAAAAUGUCUUCAGACUUGGAGAUUUUAUGUCUGAUUAAAGUUACUGACAGAGACCAGGUUUAUUUCAAGGUAUUAACUAGCACUUAACUGUUAUGUUAUACUUAUUAAUUUUACAUGACAUGAUCCGUGUGUCCAACAAGUAAGUUCUGUCUUAACUAUGCUUUGCUGCCAGUGCGUUAACUGUAUUCAUGUUGGUAUAUGUAAGUACACUUUCACACAGAACUUGAUGUAACACUGAAUGCAGACAAAACCCGUCUGUACUUAUGGCUGCCGAAUAAAUUGUACAAUUUAUUUGUAAAAAUAAUCUUUUGGUUGUGUUUUGACAUUGUAAUGUCCUUCUCUCUGUCAGUAACUUGGGCUUAAAAGAAGAUUACAGAGACAGUACCAGGUAUGAGGCAGUGUUUGGUACAUCUCCUUCCACAUAAUAUUUUGAAGAGAACGGUUAUCAAUGAAUUUUGUAGAAGUGAAACUUUUUCUGUUGCUGAUGUGUGCUAGUUUCAAUACACUGAUUCGUAGAUUUCUGGGGAGCUUUGAGUGUAUGCCUUGGUAGGUAUUCACAUCCUGCUGAUAUGCUCCUCACAAAAUCGCUUUUGUGUGGAACUUGUCCCAAUGGAUUUUUCCUGUGUGACCGUCGCUUUGCCAAUAAAUGACCUUAGCUGGAUCCAUUGUACGUGCUAACAAUGACACCUUCUCUGCCAAUGGCGGAAGCAAUCCACAUUUUUUCGUGCAGCCGGAGUACUGUAUUACAGUUGAUAUAUGGAGAUCUAUUACUUGGAAAUGUUUGUCACAAUUAGAAAUGUAUAUCAUUGUUUGCCUUGAACAAAAGACAAAUUCUUGUAUGUAUAAAGUAUGUUUUACAAAAUCAAUUUAAGUGACUUAUUGACUGCCUGUAUUGAAUUUCAUGCAGGCGUGUAUAUAAUUGUCUUCGUUUCCAACACAAGCCUAUAACCUUUCAGGCAGGUACUUGUACACCGUUUGGAGAUGUUAUAUUUUAUCAACUUCCUCUUUAGGAAAGUCUUUUUAAGAAAGCAUUCAACCUCGAAAUUCAUACCUUGAAUUCACACCUUUGUUUCUGUGGUUUUUUUCAUCAUAUGACUGAAAAACAGGGAAAACCAAAUGCAGAUCAUUUGGAGUUUUUUUAGGAUUUCAGAAAUUAAAUGUAGGAUGGUUCAUAUUUUUUUGAUUCAGUGUUAAUUUCUCAUGUUCCUCAAGGAAUGAGUAAAGGAAAAGGACUUUGUUGUAUGGUCAGUAUUGUAAGUCAUGCACUGCGAACAUUACACAGAAACAGUGGUAUAGUUCCAGGAACAAUAGUUGAAGGCCUCCAGCUUUUGUCUUUUCCAUUGUAUUCCUGUAUAAAUAAUGAACCUUGUUCUGUCACUGUGCUGCUGUGAAUUUACUUAUUUAUUUUUGUGUUGGCAGUCACAAGCCACCAUACAGAUACACUUUACAUGGAAUAAUAUCCCAUCACCUUGCUGUAGCAUUUAUUAGGCAUCAGCUUCACACAUUACGGUAGAAAAUUAAUUAAUCAAUUAAUUAAUCAAGCUGGACAACCAGUCUUCACUAUACAGUACUACUACUAACUAUUCGUGAUAUAAUAAAGACAUUUUCCAAACUGGGCUAUUCUGGUUGUAUA
Molecule: messenger RNA, 4929 nt
Organism: Acanthaster planci (crown-of-thorns starfish)
Lineage: Eukaryota; Metazoa; Echinodermata; Asteroidea; Valvatida; Acanthasteridae
Product: lisH domain-containing protein ARMC9-like
Biological process (GO): cilium assembly
Cellular component (GO): centriole; ciliary tip; ciliary basal body
Molecular function (GO): protein binding
Source: RefSeq, a predicted model, not a curated record